This is a messenger RNA of Lytechinus variegatus (green sea urchin), 1640 nucleotides long. RefSeq lists its product as uncharacterized. NCBI's taxonomy places the organism in Eukaryota, Metazoa, Echinodermata, Echinoidea, Temnopleuroida, Toxopneustidae. Gene Ontology annotation, molecular function: protein dimerization activity; DNA binding. The coding region runs from base 18 to 767 and encodes 249 amino acids. The transcript is spliced from 4 exons. The record is from RefSeq and is a predicted model, not a curated record.
AUGAAGAGGGAGUGAACAUGAUGGAAGACACGGUAGGGGAUGUGAACAUGGAUAUCUCUGACGGAGAUACCAGUGACAAUGUUAUAGAAGAAACAGAUCAAGAGUCCGAGGCUGAAGAAACAAAUGGAGAUGGUGGUGACAAUAAUGAAAUGCCAGUGGAGACCGGACAGGAAGAUGAGGGAUCAAAUGAUCAAAGUGGAAAGGGAGAUGCCAUACGACGAAUUCAAGGAAUUGGAAAGGUGUUAGAAGGUCGAUGCUUCCAGACAAAACGACAAAGAACCCAAAGCUUUUCUAAAAGGAGAAAGACGAUCAUCAACAGUGGAAUCAUGCUUCACAUCGAAACAAAUGCUAAUGUGAGCAUUGUCUUGGAGUCAGAAUCUGGGAGAAGACACGUCUUUGAAACUAAUCCCAAACAGAGGCAGCAACGAUCUUUUGCCGUGCAGGUUGGGGAGACCUCUGUACCACGACAUCCACCAAGGCUCCGCUCUAAGGUGAAUACUCCAACAAAGACACCCCGAAGACAAGGUUCCACUAGCCAACGAACAGUGACACCACCUGUGACACCACGCGUGCAUUCCCUGCCUGGGAAACAGAAAAAGUCGGUAAAAGCAGCUGCAAAAUCGCCAAACCAAAAUCGGUGCUAUGCGUGCGGAGUAAUAUAUGGAAGUCGCAAAGACUUAAAUGUCAAAAAACCAAAGGACUACAAGCCACUUGGCUUGGAUGUGACAAAGAAAAUUGCGACAAGUGGGCCCAUGCCACCUGUGUAGGCAAAAAAGUGAAGAGUAAGAAAGAUGCAGAAAAGAUUCCGCUCGUUUGCCCUAACCAUUAGAGCAAAGACCUUAAAACUACAUUACCUCAAAAGAACACACCAAAGUCUGAUUUCAUUUAGUUUAUCGUAGCAUUAUAGCUUUUCAUAUUCAUCUAUUAGUACAUGUGUAUUUGUAAAAAGAAGUUAUACCAUAACUUGCCUCAUAAACUCAGUAUGUUUUAAUGUCCUUUUCUUAGACUUACAUAUAUAUCUGUUAGUAUGUAUGUAUUUUUGUAUUCAUAAAAAAGGGUAACAUCUAUACUUGCCUAAUAAACUGUGGAGUGCUUUAUAAAGCUGUUCGAAAUACUGCAGUCAUGAAAGAGUCCUUUUACAGAUUUCUAAAGGAACUACACUGUACACACAAGAAGCUCGUGCAAAAAUGAGAUUGCUUUAAAAAAAAAGAUUCAUGAAAAAGGUUCCUCAAUCGUUCUUAAAGUCGCUAAGAACAGCUUUAUGAAACACUCCCAUUAGGAAAAAAAACUGCAUAACGGGUACUGUACUCAUCUUGUGCCUUAUAAAAAAGUACUAUGUAUAGCUACUUUCCUACAGUGGAUUCAUGGAGUAAGUUUAACAUGAAUAUUGCUGUUAUAAGUUGCAAGAUUGUUUUACAUUAUUUUUAUAACUUUAUACAUGUGCAAGCUUAUCAUUUUUGCUGAUAUCUUAUAUGGUAGUGUGUUUACAAGACUUAUGUUAUGCAUGUUUUGUGGAAAAGAUGUCCACAUUUAUAUUUACAUUCCUGUCUGUUGUUAAUAAAUAUGUUGACUCAUCUUUGAAAUUCACUUUCUUGAGUAGUUCAUUUUUUCUCUUACUGAUCGUAAAAUAUGGAAAUUGU